Molecule: messenger RNA, 2101 nt
Organism: Dendrobium catenatum
Lineage: Eukaryota; Viridiplantae; Streptophyta; Magnoliopsida; Asparagales; Orchidaceae
Product: embryonic protein DC-8
Exons: 2
Coding region: 39-1514 (491 amino acids)
Source: RefSeq, a predicted model, not a curated record
GUAGAGAAGAUCAGAAGAAGAUUCGUAUUGUGAAGACCAUGUCAUCGACACAGACUUGGGAGGAGCGGAAGGGCAACGACGAAUUCACCAAAGCUCGAGACGCCAGCGAGCAGGAGAGAGGAGGCGGCAGCAAUAUCCUGGGCACCGUCGUCGGUGCCGUACAGGGAACGCUGGAGAAGGCCAAGGAGGUGGCUUUCGGUGGCUCCGGCGAGAGGGAGGAGGAAGGGAAAGAAAGAGUCGGUGAGUACAAGGACGCUGCUGGGCAAAGAUUGGAGGAGGGGAAGGGAAAGGUGAGGGAGUACGGGGAAGCCACUAAAGAGAAGACGGGAGAGAAGGCGGAGGAGGCGAAGGAGAAAUUGAGGGAGUACACCAACAGCACGAAAGCGAAGGCGGCAGAGUACAAGGAUUCGGCGGCGCAGAAAACAGAGGAGGUCAAGGACAACAUCAAACAGAAAGCUGGCGAGUAUAAGGACUCUGCGACACAGAAGGCAGAGGAAAGUAAGGAGAAGCUUAAAGAGUACAAAGACUCUGCAGCGGAGAAGGCAGAGGAGAAUAAGGAAAAGCUGAAAGAGCAUGCAGGGGUCGAAGACCUGCAAGGUCGGGGUGGAGAUGACAGAGAGCAGGAGGGACGAGCUGGCGGUGUCCUGGGUGCCAUCGUCGGAGCCGUACAGGGGACUCUAGAGAAGGCCAAGGAGGUUGCUUUUGGUGGCUCUGGCGAGAGGGACGAGGAAGCGAAAGAGAAAGCUGGAGGGUACAAUGACGCUACUGGGCAGAUCAUAGACGGAGCAAAGGCCAACAUGAGGGCGUACGAUGAUAACAGGAAAGAGAAGGCGGAUGAGGCGAAGGAGAAAUUGAGAGACUACUCCGACAGCACAAAAGCGAAGACCAACGAAUACAAAGACUCUGCUGCGCAAAAAACAGAGGAGGUCAAGGACAACAUCAAAGAGAAGGCCGGCGAGUACAAGGACAGUGCAGCAGAGAAAACAGAGGAAAGCAAGGAGAAACUUAAGGACUACAAAAACUCUGCAGCGGAGAAAGCAGAGGAGGCUAAGAAGAACCUGCAAGACUACAAAGACUCUAUCGCGAAAAAUGCCCGAGAAACCAAGGACUCUAAUGCGCAGAAGCUAGUGGAUUACGGGGAAUCCACAAAGGAGAAGGCGGAAGAAACCAAGGAUUCUACCGCGCAGAAGCUUGGAGAGUACAAGGACAGUGCCGUGGAGAAGGCAAUAGAGGCAAAAGACAAGACAGGUGAAAAGGCCGAGCAGACAAAGGAUGAAACUUUGGAGAAGACAAAGGAAAGCAAGGACACCGUGAUGGGCAAAACGGUCGAUAAUGCACGCCGCGCUAUGGAGUUAUUGACGGGCGGAAGGAAGGAGAAUAAGCAAAGUGACGAUGAACAUCUUGAAACCACCAAGGAGUUUGGUGAGACCAAAAAGCCGGCGCAGGAAGAAUUAGAAGAUGCGGAGAAAAGUUUGAGGGAAAAAGAAGCGGUGGUGGAUUUUGGAGGGAAUUGAGGGUUAGGUUGAGGCUGCAUUGGACAUUCCAGCUGUUAAGGAAGAAGGCAGAGCAGAGCUCAGCCAGACGUUUAACGGCGUUGGACAAUGGAGAGGGGAGGGGGUAGUUGCAGGUGGUUUAAUCUUAGUGUGUAAUUGGGCAAAUUAUUACGUCCGGUGUUCGGAUUCAUUCGGACAUCAAUCCAAACGCGUCACGUUAUCAAAAUACAUCGCUAUUAGGUGUAUUCGGAUAACGUGGCAAGCCUGAAUUGGGUGUCCGGACAUCCGACGCUUCGCCAUUGUAAUUGUGCUUGCUUUUGAUUUAUUCUAGAAGCUAUUGGAGUUGGGAUUUCGUUAGUGGUCGUCGUCAGCAGGUUGGCAAAUUAUUGUGUUCGGUGUCCGGAUUCGUCUGUACACUAAUCCGGAGUCGCCACGUGAAGUGACGUGGCAUCACCGGAUUGGAUGUUCGGACGUCCGGCGACGGGACGCAAUAAUUCGCUAUAGCAGGUUGGAGGCAUUAAGCGGAUUUUGAGUCUCGUAAUAUGUAUACAGAAUAUGGUCAAAUACGUGAAGUGGCUCUCUUUUUCUUUUAAAUAAAUUGUGUUUGU